GGUUUUGGUCACUCAUGCGUCUCGCUCUGUCGUUUUGAUUUCCAACGAAGUCUCCUCUCUACUCUACAGACGGAGCCAGCUAGAGAAAGCGACUCCACCUUCUUUGUCUCUCUCGAUUCCCUCUCUCUCUCUCUCUUCUUUAAAGAUACAGCAAGAGGCGCGCGCGUGCAUUUUCAGAGUGAAUCGAGCGAGAAGAUGGGCAAGUCAAAGUGUUUCAUGGACAUUAGCAUUGGAGGCGAGCUUGAAGGGCGAAUCAUCAUCGAGCUUUACGACGACGUCGUCCCCAAAACCGCCCAGAAUUUUCGAUCCCUUUGCACCGGCGACAAAGGCAUCGGCCCCAACACCGCCGUCCCUCUCCACUACAAGGGGAAUCGGUUCCAUCGUGUAAUAAAGGGGUUUAUGAUUCAAGGUGGGGACAUAUCAGCUAACGAUGGUACUGGUGGUGAAUCUAUCUACGGGUUAAAGUUUGAAGAUGAGAACUUUGAGCUGAAACAUGAGAGGAAAGGGAUGCUCUCUAUGGCUAACUCUGGCCCCAACACUAACGCCUCUCAGUUUUUCAUCACCACCACUCGCACUUCUCAUCUUGAUGGCAAGCAUGUCGUCUUUGGAAGGGUCACCAAAGGAAUGGGAGUGGUUCGUUCCAUUGAGCAUGUUUCGACGGAGGAAAACGCUUCUCCUUCUCUCGAUGUUGUGAUUCAUGACUGUGGGGUCAUUCCUGAGGGUGAAGAUGAUGGGAUUUGUAACUUUUUCAAGGACGGUGAUGUCUUCCCUGACUGGCCUAUUGAUCUUAAUGAAAGCCCUCCUGAGUUGUCUUGGUGGAUGGAGACUGUUGAUUCUGUCAAGGCUAGUGGUAACGACCACUUUAAGAAACAAGACUACAAGAUGGCUCUUAGAAAGUACCGCAAGGCUUUGCGUUAUCUGGAUAUUUGCUGGGAGAAAGAUGGCAUUGACCAAGAGACGAGCACUGCCUUGCGUAAGACAAAGUCGCAGAUCUUCACUAACAGUGCUGCCUGUAAACUGAAAUUUGGAGAUGCAAAGGGAGCAUUGUUGGACACUGAAUUUGCUAUGCGUGAUGAAGAUAACAAUGUCAAAGCAUUGUUUCGACAGGGACAGGCACACAUGGCUCUCAAUAAUAUCGAUGCUGCUGCUGAAAGCCUGGAGAAAGCUCUUCAGUUCGAACCUAACGAUGCUGGCCUCAAGAAAGAAUAUGCUGCUGUAAUGAAAAAGAUUGCCAUUAGAGACAAUAAAGAGAAAAAGCAGUACCGCAAAAUGUUUGGAUAGAAUGGGUCUGAUACAUUUUAGGGGUUUGGUUGGAUAGUGGAGAAGGGACUAACAAAGAAAAGAUGAAAAGAGCAUAUAAAAGAAAAGAAAUAUUCAAGACUUUGGGCACUGUUUCUGGUUCCCUCAUUUUGGUAAACAAUGUUUACUUCUGCAUUUCCAGCAAAGAUAUGCAUAAUCUUUUACCCACGACAGACUAUGAGAUGACGAUUAUUGCAAUUUUGAGUUAUUGCUGUCGCUCUUGUU
Messenger RNA from Raphanus sativus (radish), 1524 nucleotides. Its product is annotated as peptidyl-prolyl cis-trans isomerase CYP40. Gene Ontology annotation, molecular function: peptidyl-prolyl cis-trans isomerase activity; protein binding. The coding region runs from base 196 to 1281 and encodes 361 amino acids. The transcript is spliced from 9 exons. Gene Ontology annotation, biological process: protein folding; protein peptidyl-prolyl isomerization. Lineage: Eukaryota; Viridiplantae; Streptophyta; Magnoliopsida; Brassicales; Brassicaceae. The record is from RefSeq and is a predicted model, not a curated record.